Messenger RNA from Hibiscus syriacus, 576 nucleotides. RefSeq lists its product as uncharacterized. NCBI's taxonomy places the organism in Eukaryota, Viridiplantae, Streptophyta, Magnoliopsida, Malvales, Malvaceae. The record is from RefSeq and is a predicted model, not a curated record. The coding region runs from base 1 to 576 and encodes 191 amino acids. The transcript has a single exon.
AUGUCGACUCAAGCAGAACAGCAGCAGCAGCAGCAGCAACCCGUCGUCGUUUACCCGAGCAGUGUGACAUUUCAAACAGCGCCCGCGUCUCAUUCAGAUCCAUCCGGGGGAUCAUUUGUGGCAGUUUUCAUAGUGGUGGCAAUAAUCAUUGUUACAUCAGCUAUCUCUUGCUUCCUCGGCAGAUUCUGCAGUCGGCAGAUGAGUCGAAAGAAGCCGGCCAAGGUUGAGCAAAGGCAAUCUGAUUUAUGUCCCGGAGAAGCCAAUAUCGAGUUUGGCUCCGAUGGGAGGAUUAAUCCUGGUGACCGUGGUGAAACCGACAAAGGGUUGGAUUUCAAAAUGCCUGGAAAUGGAGAUCACAGGGAGUUCAGGGUAAGGGAGCAUGUGGAGCCAGCUGAAUUCGGAGUUCCUGGAAAUGGAUAUCCAGAGUUGAGAAUGCCUGAAAAUGGGGAUUAUGUACGAUUUAGAAUACCUGGAAAUGCUGAUCCCGUAGGAUUCAGAAUGCCAGGGCAUGGAGACUUUAAUGGUGAAACUAAGCCUGUUGAUGAUGGUAGUGAAGCUUUAAAGGCCGGUGCUUGA